UCCGGAGGAAGCAGUGCGGGACCCGACCGGCGUCGGCCCGCCGCCUCCGCCUCUUCCGCGCUUCGAUCUGACCCUUCUGGUCCGGCCCGGCCCAGCCUGGCUCGUCCGGGCUCAGUGGCCGGCGGGCUCCGGCUCCCGAUGGAAAUCAUAUGACAGAAUUUUCGGGUGCCGUUUUCCUGACAGAUCUUCAAGAAUUUCAGAAGACAAACACUAAUGCAUUUGAGAAAGGGGUAAAGUUUGAGGACGAGAAGAAAAAGCAACUUUUUCUGAGCUGCAACUUGGUUGGAUGCAAAGAUGUCCGUGGACAUGAAUAGCCAGGGAUCUGACAGCAAUGAAGAGGAUUAUGAUCCAAAUUGUGAAGAGGAAGAGGAAGAAGAGGAAGAUGAGGAUCCCGGGGACAUAGAGGACUAUUAUGUGGGAGUAGCCAGUGAUGUGGAGCAACAGGGAGCUGAUGCCUUUGAUCCAGAGGAGUACCAGUUUUCUUGCUUGACUUACAAGGAGUCAGAGGGUGCCCUCAACGAGCAUAUGACCAGCUUAGCUUCUGUGCUAAAGGUAUCCCAUUCAGUUGCUAAACUCAUAUUAGUUAAUUUCCACUGGCAAGUUGCGGAAAUACUGGACAGAUACAAGUCCAAUUCUGCUCAGCUGCUCGUUGAGGCUCGCGUUCAGCCUAAUCCAUCAAAACAUGUCCCUGCAGCCCAUCCCCCUCACCACUGCGCAGUGUGUAUGCAGUUUGUGCGGAAGGAAAACCUACUCUCUCUGGCUUGUCAGCACCAGUUUUGCCGCAGCUGCUGGGAACAGCACUGUUCAGUACUUGUCAAGGACGGCGUGGGCGUGGGGGUCUCUUGUAUGGCUCAGGAUUGUCCACUCCGAACACCAGAGGACUUUGUGUUUCCAUUGCUGCCUAAUGAAGAACUAAGAGAUAAAUACAGACGCUACCUCUUCAGGGACUAUGUGGAGAGUCAUUACCAGCUUCAGUUAUGCCCUGGUGCAGACUGCCCCAUGGUCAUCCGUGUACAGGAGCCCAGAGCUCGCCGAGUACAGUGCAAUCGAUGCAACGAGGUCUUUUGUUUCAAGUGUCGUCAGAUGUAUCACGCCCCCACAGACUGCGCCACAAUCCGGAAAUGGCUCACGAAGUGUGCAGACGACUCUGAAACGGCCAACUACAUUAGUGCUCACACUAAAGAUUGUCCCAAGUGUAACAUCUGCAUUGAGAAGAACGGAGGCUGCAAUCACAUGCAAUGCUCCAAGUGUAAACACGACUUCUGCUGGAUGUGUCUAGGAGAUUGGAAGACCCAUGGCAGUGAAUACUACGAGUGCAGUCGGUACAAGGAGAAUCCUGACAUCGUCAACCAGAGCCAGCAGGCUCAGGCCAGGGAGGCCCUCAAGAAAUAUUUGUUCUACUUUGAGAGAUGGGAAAACCACAACAAAAGUUUGCAGCUGGAGGCACAGACAUAUCAGAGAAUUCAUGAGAAGAUUCAGGAGAGGGUCAUGAACAACUUGGGGACAUGGAUUGACUGGCAGUACCUACAGAAUGCUGCCAAGCUCUUAGCCAAGUGUCGCUAUACCUUGCAAUAUACAUACCCGUACGCAUACUACAUGGAAUCUGGGCCCAGGAAGAAACUGUUUGAAUACCAGCAGGCUCAACUGGAGGCUGAGAUAGAAAAUUUGUCCUGGAAAGUGGAACGUGCAGACAGCUAUGACAGAGGGGACUUGGAAAAUCAGAUGCACAUAGCAGAGCAGCGGAGGAGAACCCUGCUGAAGGAUUUUCAUGACACCUAGGUCAGGACGUGGACAUGCUGGGGUGAGGAAGAUGUAGCUGAGAGAUCUAGCUGCCACACCGCAUGCGGCUCUGACUUUCACAGCCCCAGGCCACAGCCAGGGCCUGCUCCUGAGAAACACUGGCAACACACCUCGUAGUUGAUUUCUGUUUUCUUCUCAUCUUUUUGCUUUUUGUUUCCACCAGGGUAGAAGCCAUAGUGAAUUGGUUUCUGUUCAGGAUUUUAAAUUCCCCUGGAUGGUUGUUGGGAGGGAGGGGCAGUUUUUUUCUGAAUGGCUUUUAAUAGUAUUAGAUCAUUACAACUUAUGUAAUUUUCAAAGGUUGUACCAUUAUACAAAAAA
This is a messenger RNA of Elephantulus edwardii (Cape elephant shrew), 2118 nucleotides long. RefSeq names its product ariadne RBR E3 ubiquitin protein ligase 2 (gene ARIH2). The record is from RefSeq and is a predicted model, not a curated record. The transcript is spliced from 16 exons. NCBI's taxonomy places the organism in Eukaryota, Metazoa, Chordata, Mammalia, Macroscelidea, Macroscelididae. Gene Ontology annotation, cellular component: ubiquitin ligase complex; cytoplasm. Gene Ontology annotation, molecular function: zinc ion binding; ubiquitin protein ligase activity; ubiquitin conjugating enzyme binding. The coding region runs from base 295 to 1779 and encodes 494 amino acids. Gene Ontology annotation, biological process: protein polyubiquitination; positive regulation of proteasomal ubiquitin-dependent protein catabolic process; ubiquitin-dependent protein catabolic process.